AUGGCGUUGCCGGUCAUUAAAGCAAUCGAGGAUUGUUCAAACAUCACGAAAACAGUCUGGCCAUAUCUGCCACAAUUGUACGAUUUACCUCAGCAAGUACUUCAAUCAUAUUCAAAUCCUACCGAGCUUCGAAAUCUUUAUCUGGCUACGAAUCCACUCAUAAGUGCCUUCGCAUUCUCGUUGUUUUUAACGCCUGUAUUUCUAUUGGUUUCGGAGGUCAACAAAAACUAUUCUCAAGUCGACAGAUGCUGGAGUAUCUUGCCUACCAUAUAUAAUGCUCACUUUGCCAUCUAUGCACACCUUUCUGGUCUACCAACAGGGCGACUAGACAAUAUCCUCGCUUUUAGUACAAUAUGGAGUUUACGCUUGACAUAUAAUUACUGGAGAAAGGGUGGCUAUAGCAUUGGAUCCGAAGAUUAUCGCUGGGAGAUUGUCCGACGAAACUUUCCUCCAGCACUCUUCUUCGUCUUCAAUAUCGUCUUCAUAUCAUUGGCACAAAGCAUUCUGCUUUUUCUAGUUGCAACGCCAUCAUAUGUUAUGCUCUUAGCUGCACGAUAUGGAGUACCGUGGACGACUGCAGAUUUGAUAUUCUCGAGAGGUCUUAUCACUCUUGUUGUGUUUGAGUAUUUUGCAGAUGGACAACAGUGGAACUAUCAAACCGCGAAGCAACAAUACUUGAAGACCGCCAAGGUACAAGGAGGAUUCGAUCAAGAGUCGCUCGACCGCGGCUUUGUGACCUCUGGUCUCUGGUCCUUCAGCAGACACCCAAAUUUCGCCGCUGAACAGACUAUAUGGGUAGUACUCUAUAUGUGGGGCUGCUGGACUAGUGAAGUAUUAUUCAACUGGACAUUUGCCGGUGCCAUGUCGUACUUGAUUCUUUUCCAGGCCUCAACUUGGUUGACCGAGCUCAUAACUGCAAAGAAAUAUCCAGAUUAUCAGGAAUACCAAGCACGGGUUGGCAAAUUCUUGCCUAACAUCUUUUCUACUGGGCCAAUUUUCACCAAGGUGGAGAAGAAAGCAGCCACAGCCGUCAAAGGCGAUCGAAGAAGGGUAUCAGCCAGCAAAAUUUUAUCCCCCAUCGCUAUCAUCUUAUGGAAGAUUGUACCACAGCCAGCCCUGGAACCUAUAUUAUCUCUUCCAAUCACACCAUUAUACUAUACGCAUAAAAAGCAGUUGGGUCUUGGUAGUGCCACAUCGCCAUGCCAGGACAAACACAAAUUUGAUGUGAGAACACUCAGACAAGACUCACAAAGGUCUGAACUGGAAGGACACAGCCUACCGCCAGACACUCAUGGUAGUCUACAAUCAUCAGUGCCCCCGCCUCCAUAUUGUUUACAAGAUGAAUAUCCUCCCUGUGACCUAGGACACAUCUCGACUACAGAUAACUCGGCAAACGAACAAGUUUUGAAUACCACGAACAUUCAAGAUCGUGAGUUGUGCCCACAAGUUUCUGAAUGGAGAGAAGAUUACAACAUCUUCAAUCUUACACAUAGACCGGGCAAGCAACCUCCUGACUACAAGACUGGCUCUCGAAGGAAUCGCGGACAAUUCAGAUCCGAGAUAUGGGAGGCUCCAGAAAAGAACCUAGAGCUGAGAACAAUACAAAUUUCCAAACCGAGGAGAUACAUCUCCCGCACAUUCCCUGCCGAUUCUUCCACGCAGCCAUAUCUCGACCAAUGCUAUGAUCAGCCAUAUGGAUUCUCUCCAAGGACCGCGCUUCCAGAGGCACAUGAAAAUACAAAAUCAGCCCAAGAUCUAUGCCUCGAACUAGAUCAUCUACAGAAGCAAGUGGCAUAUUUGAAAUCUGCAAUCAUACCAGCCGAGCAAGAAUUCCACUCAUUAGCUGCACGUUUACCAAGAAGCGGCAAGGAUGGUCCACACUUUGAUAUUCCAAUCAUGACUGAAGAAGAACGCAUGAUAUCUCAGAGAAUGCAUUGGUUGCACGAACAACUCGUGAUCAUACGGCAGGAGAUUGCAAGCAAGGAGCGUGCACGUGAGUUCGCCGUUGGAGAACUGGAUAGGGUUAGUGAAUUGAAUGAUCGCCUGUCACAGCCACUUAAGGAUAUGGCCAGAGCGAUGAAUGAAAGGAGUUUAGGGAGGAGAUGGCUACAGGGGGGACUACCAUGGGCUGAUGCUGUGCAUAUCGGGAGUGAUGUGCCGGAUUUUGCUAUGAUUAUGACACAGAGAGAGUUACAAUAG
Botrytis sinoallii is the source of this 2199-nucleotide messenger RNA. RefSeq lists its product as uncharacterized. The coding region runs from base 1 to 2199 and encodes 732 amino acids. Gene Ontology annotation, cellular component: membrane. The transcript has 5 exons. NCBI's taxonomy places the organism in Eukaryota, Fungi, Ascomycota, Leotiomycetes, Helotiales, Sclerotiniaceae. The record is from RefSeq and is a predicted model, not a curated record.